AUGGCCUUCUCCGAGGAGGAGCGCUACAAGAUGCACCUGCUGGGCUUGCUGCCGCCCGGUAAAUUCACGCAAAACACGCAGGUCAAGCGCGUGAUGCGCGUCAUACGCGGCCUCUCCGACCCCACCGAGCAGCACCUUCACCUCCUCGGCCUGCUCGAGCGCAACGAGCGGCUCUUCUACCGCGUGCUCGUCGAGCACCAAGACGAACUCUUCCCAAUCAUAUACACCCCCACGGUGGGCCGCGUGUGCAAAAAGUUCAGCGAGGUCUUCUACGGCCCGAGGGCGCUGUACAUCACCAGCAGGGACAAGGGACGCAUCUACGACAUACUCAAGAACUGGCCGGAGAAGCACCUGAAGUUACUGGUGGUGACCGACGGCGAGCGCGUCAUGGGCCUCGGCGACUUGGGCGUCCAGGGCAUCGGCGUCGCCGUCGCCAAGUCGUGUCUGUACACCAGCAUGGGGGGUUUGGACCCCGCGGACGUCCUGCCGGUGUGCAUCGACGUCGGGACCAACAACGAAUCUCUGCUGAACGAUCCGCUGUACAUCGGUCAGAAGACGAGGAGGGUGGAAGGGGAAGCGUACGACGAGCUCAUGGACGAAUUCGUCGACGCGGUGAAGCUCAGGUUCGGCGACAGGGUCAUCGUCCAGUUCGAGGACUUCUCCAACCAGAACGGUAAGCGUCUGCAGGAACGAUACGCGACGCGCGCGGCGACGUUCAACGACGACAUCAGCGGCGUCGCGGCGACGACGCUCGCGGGCGUCAUAGCCAGUCUGCCGAAGACGGGUAUGAAAAAAGUCGGCGAUCACACGUUCCUCGUGGCGGGGGCUGGGGAGACCGGAACGGGGAUCGGGGAGAUGAUCGCCGAGUACAUCGCGCAGGACGAGAAGAUUCCCAUCAACGAGGCUCGCAAGAGGGUGUGGAUGGUGGACAGCAAGGGGCUCAUAACUCGGUCCCGAGCGGAGAAGGAGGAGGAUCUCGCGUUGCACAAGCUUCCGUGGGCGCACGGGGGUAAACGGGAGUGCGCGACGGUGCUGGAGGCGGUCGAGGCGGUGAGGCCGACCGCGUUGAUCGGCGCUGUGCUCCAGAAGAUGGGCGAAUGCGCGCAGGCGCCCUUAGUCUUCGCGCUGUCCCGUCCGGAGAACAUCGCGGAGUGCACCGCGAAGGAGGCGUACGACGCGACCGGCGGGCGGUGCGUGUUCGCGGGCGGGUGCCAGGUGGAGCCCUUCGUGCACGCCGGGCGGGGAGUCGAGAUUCGCGCCUCCACGUCGGCCUACGUCUUCCCCGGGUUCGCGUACGGAUUAACGCUGGCGGACGCGCACAGGGUGCGAACGCCCAUGUGGCUCGAAGCCGCCGAGGCGGUGGCCAGCAUGGUCACGGAGGAGGACCUCGGUAAGGGGGCCGUUUACCCGAGGAUGGCGAAGAUUCGCGAGGUGAGCGCCAUGGUGGCCGCAAGGGUCGCGAUGAAGUGCCACGAGAUGGGCGUCGCCUCGAUCCCGGGCAAGCCCCCGUCAUCGGCCAAGAUGCUCGCGGACGCCAAGCGGUUGAUGUACAACCCCGCGUACAGGUGCUACAUGUGA
Micromonas commoda is the source of this 1578-nucleotide messenger RNA. Its product is annotated as malic oxidoreductase mitochondrial precursor. Lineage: Eukaryota; Viridiplantae; Chlorophyta; Mamiellophyceae; Mamiellales; Mamiellaceae. Bases 1 to 1578 code for a protein of 525 amino acids. The transcript has 3 exons. The record is from RefSeq and is a predicted model, not a curated record. Gene Ontology annotation, molecular function: NAD binding; malate dehydrogenase (decarboxylating) (NADP+) activity; malate dehydrogenase (decarboxylating) (NAD+) activity. Gene Ontology annotation, cellular component: chloroplast. Gene Ontology annotation, biological process: malate metabolic process; pyruvate metabolic process.